Messenger RNA from Brenthis ino (lesser marbled fritillary), 8043 nucleotides. The record is from the annotation of a GenBank genome assembly. Lineage: Eukaryota; Metazoa; Arthropoda; Insecta; Lepidoptera; Nymphalidae.
AUGCAUAAAUACUACAUAUCGGUAUUAUUGGUACGCUUGGUCAUACCGGCGUCUCUUCUACUAAGUAUUGCAUUACGGCCUUUUGGACUUUCUCUGAUAUAUUUACUCCUAUACUUGAUAGCACCGUUUCCCCAAGUGCCAGAUUCCAAAACGUUCCGAGGCUUUCGAGGCAAAUAUCUCCAACUUAAUCUCGCGGUAUCAGUACUGCUUUUAUUAGUCCACGCAACAUGGCACAGCGUAUUGGCUGGAUUUGCGCCAUACGGUUCACUUUUAGAGGACUAUCCGAUAAUACAAAUGAUUGGAUACAACCUUGGACUGGUUUCAUAUGCGGGGAUCGAUCCUCUUAUGGCGGUUCAUUAUCUGGCACCUGAGUUAAUCGUAAUGGGUACAUCAUUAAUAGUUUACUUGAUGGUCCGCAUGCUUCUCGUUGGAUCACCUAAUGAUGAAGUUGUGAGAAAAGAUUCAAAGCAUCAAAGAUUUCCGCUUCUCACGGGCGCCGGAAAAUAUUUAGCCCUCUUUUUGUUAAUGUUUUCUGGGAUUAUGCGUCCAAGCGUCACUUCAGGAAUUUACUUCUUAGUAUUUAUGGGAACAGCGACGGCGUGGGCUCUAGGUAGACCUCUUGAACGAGGUUUCGCAGUAGUGAGCCGCUGUAUUAUGGCUAUCAUGGGAAUACAUAUAGCGGUACUACUUGUAUACCAGUGCACUUGGAUUAUAGACAUUUUCCCCCCAGAGACAGAUAUGGCAAGGUAUUUUGGCCUCACGAAAUUAGUAAUACUCAAUGAAACGGAUCCUUCGAAUUUUACGUACGAGGUUACAGAUGAUCAUAUGUGGGCUACAUUGGCUAGUCCUUUCAUUAUACUAUUCUCAUAUUUUUUCCUCGCACUUGAGACGCGAGAACUCUUCAAGCCUAAGGCGAAGAAAAAGAGUGCUUUAACCGGUCUCGAGGCUGGUAAAGUGAACGGUUCGUUGGUGAGAGGCGUAUCCUUCCACAGAAGACACGCGCCGCGGGACAAAUGGAGGAAUGCCACGAAGAAAGUUCGCGUUGCAUAUUCAUACAUAAAUUCCAAAGCACUUCGAGGGAACACCGGUGAAAAUGAUCCUCUCCUACGUAAUAUGAGUCCAAGCAAGCGUUGGUCGGGAACACGCGGUGGCUCGGUCACGCGGCAGCUACACCAAGACUCCACCGGAUCAGUUGUUGUACCAGAUGAAGAAUCAGUUAUGGAAACAGAAGAGCCAACUUUAAUGGAUGAAAUAGUAGCAGCUGUUAUAGACUUCUUCCAAGUGUUAGUGAGAUCCUCUUACAUAGCAACAACUAUAACAAUGAUGGCAUGGAGCAUAAUGUUCCACUCGUGGCUCACAUUUGUUCUCCUGAUGUGGGCCAACAUUGUCUGGCUCUGCCAGGACCAGCGCUCCUUCAUGUUGAAGACCAGUCCAAUAUUAGUUUGUUACGCAAUGCUACUUCUCCUCGCUGAAUACAUAUACGGCAUGAAUCUUACGGAAGAUGAACUACCAUCAAAUAUCACUGAGGUGAAUCUUCGUCAAAUAGGGCUCGGUCGGGCUGAUGGUGAGCCCUGCGUGCCGCUUCUCAUAAAGUCGCUCUUCACGUGCAUGUUCUGGGUGACUCUGCGUCAGCGCGUGCAGGAGAUGCGCGAGCGACGUCACUCAGCCGUCAUCACUGAUAUGGCCGCGCCUUUACAUCUCACUGUGUCUACUGCGGCUAGUGCGGUAGGUGCAGAAGGCUCCCGCGAAGAAGAGCACCGUUCUCGUCUCCUGGUCGCGCUGGGCGAGUGGUUCCGCGCCGCGUGCGCGCGCUACUGGAUAUACGUGGUGGUCAUCAUGCUGUUCGUUAUCGGCAUCACGGGCGACCGCAUGACUAUCUUCCGAAUCAUUUAUAUGUUCCUUUUCCUUGUUUUUAUACUAAUGUUCCAGAUAAGUUGGUAUUGGUGGAGACGCUUAAUGUAUGUCUUCUGGAUAACUGUGAUCAUAUACUCUAUGAUAAAUCUUAUUCUUAUAUACAUAUACCAGUUCGACAACUUCUCCAAAACUAUAGAGACCUACCUCUUGAUAAACGAAAGACUACAACACGAUUUGGGCUUAGAACCAUAUCACCCAGCUGAUUUGUUCGUGAAGCUCUUAACGCCUACGUUGUUUCUCAUAAUAACUAUAAUGCAGGUGCACUACUUCCACAAAGAUUUUAUGGUAUUCUCCGAUCCGAAAACAAGAACGAAUAGUGUUGCUAGAGAGGCAGAAUCUAGCAAGCCUACUGGUGGGACUUCUACUAUGAAAGAUGAUUUGCCGGCAUUGCCAUUGGAGGGUAAAGCGGAGCAGAACUCUGAUAGUGACACGGAGGCGGAGCAGUCUAUAGGCACGUCGUCAUUCAAUACUGCGGCUAGACGCUCUAUGUAUAGGAAGUCAUCCCGCAGCCGCUCGUACGCGCCGACGGUGACGGAGCGCGCGUCCACGCUGUCCGCCCUGCGCGCGUUCCUCGCGCUGAAGCUCGGCGCGCUGCGGCGCCGGCUCCGCGCGUGGACGGACAACGUCUUCGCGCUGCUCGACAUACACCUCACUAAAAUUAUAUUCUUGUCCCUCAUGCUGCUGUGUGUGUUUAACGUGUGCGCAAUGCACGUGCCCAUCAUGAUACUGAUCUGCCCGGCGCUGUGGCUGAGCUCGCGGCGGCAGAGGAUUUGCGUGCUCUUCAUAUCCACACUCAUCAGCAUCUACUUCAUGGCCAAGAUGGUUUACCAGAUUGAAUAUAUCAAGCAUUCGUAUUUUGAAGUAAACUGUACUAAAAUGGGAGAAAAUAACACUUUAAAUACAACCACGUACAACAAUGCUGAAUGGGUCGGAUUCCGCAAGGCGAGUUCAGCUCGUCCCUUGGUAGUGUUGCUAAAGGGAUAUAUCGGACUCAUCGCCGUUUUUACUUUCUAUUCCUUAGUCACAUAUCGCCAACAAACUAUUCGGGCCUUGGGACUUUUACCGGGCCACAAAGAAAAAAUAAUGUUUCCAGAAGUUACCCGCAAGGAAGCGGAUAAAGACAUAUUACAUUGCAUUAAAUAUUUUAUCAAUUAUGGCUUUUACAAAUUUGGUGUUGAGAUCUCUCUGAUCUGCCUGAUGGGCGUGAUCGGGUCGCGCAUGGACGUGUGCGCGGUGGUGUACGCGGGCUGGCUGCUGGCGCUGACGGCGGCGCGGCGCGCGCGCCUCGCGCGCCUGUGGCCGGCCUUCACCGCCUGCGUCACGGUGCUGGUGCCGCUGCAGUACAUGGUGGCCGUGGGGUUCGUGCCGCUGCUGUGCGUGGACUACCCGUGGAGUGGUGGCUCCGAACAAAUGAAACAUAUACGAACAUGGCUGUUCCUACCGUACAAUGACGAGCCGCCGCACGCUGUGAAGCUGAUCUUCGACUUCUUCUUACUAUUGUUCGCGGCGCGACAGCUGCGAGUGUUCCGGGUGGAGAAGGCACAAGGCGACGCAUAUCCAGGAGGCUCCAAUAGCGAAGACAUUGGCAAGGAUUGGGAGACGACGAAAUUUGUUAAUCCUGUACCAGACUUCUUGGGAUAUGUCGGGUCUUGGUUGGACGUGGUGAAGCGUAUGGUGUUCCUGGGCAUGCUGUGGGUGACGCUGGCUAUCAUGUUCAUGACGGGCACCAACCGCGUCAAUCUGUUCUCUAUGGGAUAUCUCAUCGGCUCCUUCAUAUUCCUCUGGCAAGGCACCGACUUUUACUUACGCCCUAAAGAAGCUAUUUUGAAAUGGUGGUCGUGGCUACUCCGCUACAACGUGUCCGUGGUGGCGGUGAAGGCGCUGCUGCAGAUCCCGGGCUGCAUGUUCAGCGAGGUGCUGCAGGCGCACGCGUGCUGGCUGGUGCAGCUGCUCGGCAUCGGCUGCGUGGACAAGUUCGCGGGCGGCAACAUCGCCAGGUUCCUCAAGAUGCAGUAUCAUACGACCUCAGUAUGUUCAGUACCUCAAGAAGAUAUUGGCUUAGCGUGGGACGGAGUUUGCUUCGCUUUCUUAAUUUUACAAAGAAGAUUGUUCCAUAGUUAUUAUUUUUACCGAGUUAUCGAUGAAAGCAAAGCAACUACGGUUCUUGCUUCAAGAGGUGCUGAGUUAAUUGAGGAACUUCGUCAAAAACAAAUGCACAUUCAGGAAGAUCAGGAGGUUAAAAUAUUGGAGAAAAUUAAGGUUAAAAUGGAAAGAAUCAAGGCUAACCAAAAGAAGAUACAAGGAGUUAUGUCUAAGGAGCCAGCGCAUCAUGAUGCAGACGAAGAAGACGAAGAGGAGGAAGAGACACAACCAGGGGAAUCGGAACAAGUGCCGCUCGUGCGCGGGGACUCUGAGGAGUCGCGCCGCGGCUACCAUACUCCUACCUCCCCCACCUCCCCUUCCUCCCCGGCCUCCCGCCGCGGCUUCCACACACCUCUCAGUGAACCUUCUGCCCCACCCUCCCCCGUGCGACCUAUGCCCGCCCUCGCGCCUCUACCCCUCACAGCACCGACAUCGCAAGGCGGCCCUCCGUCUCCAUCCUCUGCACUAAUGACCGUGUCCCUCGAUGCCUACCUGGAACCCAGGCGCAUAUCCUUCGAAUCCCCUCCCUCCUCCGACCUCCUCCCUCGGGCCCACAGUCCAGAGGAGUCCUACCCAGUCUUUUCACCUCCGCCUAUAAGAAGACGUCAUACGGUGGCCAGCCCGAGCCUGCUGCAGCGCACCUCGAUCAUAUCGCACUCGAGCCGCGCUGAACCGAACUCCCAUCAUACUUCCCGCGUGAGGCCGCCGUAUAAGCCGCCCGCCAGCCAUCAGAAGGCGGUUCGUUCUGGAGACUACUACAUGUUUGAUGAGUUCGACGAUACCGACGUGCAUUUAAAGGAUGAUGAAUCAAGUUCAGAUGAAGACGCCCCUAAAACUAUGGGCUUCGGCAAGUUGGUAUCGACGGCUAUCAAGACGGACGUGAGACGCGCGGUGUCGCUGCGCCGCGCGUCCGCGCCCGCCGUGCGCACGCGCGACGCCACGCGCGCCUCCUCGCUCACGUAUCCUUUCUCUUACCCGCGUCAGAUGCGCAGCUCAUCUCCGCGCACGGAGGGCGUGCAGGAUGAGCGUUCGAGGGCGGAAGAGAGAGAGCGGCCCGGUCCGGCAUCCGAGUUGGAUGACUUUGCACCACAACCCGAAUCUGAAACAAUUAUUGACAAAAUAAAAGCAUUCUUGGAUACUGCCUGGGCUUUUAUAUCAAGCAUUCUCGUGACCUUAACUCGCCACCUUAUGAAAUACUCCAGGGAUUACAGAUACGUGUCCCGAACACUUUCAGUCGAAAAGAAACAUCUCAAAGAAAAAGAAGGCUUUGGUAUCGGUCUGAGGGAAGGGUCACAAAUGAUUUGGGAGCCUUUACCUGAAACGUUGUUACAUCACAAGGAUAUAACAACUUUAGAAGAGCAAGAUGAUUCAAUGUUCAAGCAUGAAAAGUCACCAUUCGUCCAUCUCGCGUACGCGCUAUGGUACGCAGUGUUGGCGCACACGGACAUUGUAUGUUACAUCAUGGUGUUUAUUAAUCAGAUUCAAUCUGCAACCAUUUUGUCAAUACCAUUACCACUAAUGGUAUUUCUGUGGGGAACUCUAACGAUACCACGACCAACUAAGACCUUUUGGGUUACGCUUAUUGCAUAUACGGAGGUUAUAGUACUUAUCAAAAGUAUGUUCCAAUUUGAAAUUCUUCCGUGGAACCAAAUGGCGACACCAGCUAACAUGCCGUUUACGGCACCAAGAAUCAUUGGGAUCGAAAGGAAAUUUAAUUAUGCUCUCUACGAUUUAUUGCUUCUACUUAUAAUAUUUUUACACAGAUUCAUGCUGAAAUCGCUUGGAUUAUGGAAGGAGUCACCGCCAGAGGUAGAAUUAAGAGAAGAUAUGGAAUAUCCUCUCACGCCCUCUGACACUCAACUGCUUGUCGAAGGCAAAGGAGAGGAAGUGGGACGCAAGUAUUUGAACAUGCACGAGCGUUUCAGCCCGGCACAUGAAGUUGAAACCAAUGGGACCUCAGAGACUCCUAAGAAAACACUAGAGUUAGAGGAAGCCCCUCCUCCGGAAGACCAAGAACCUGGACCGUCUAAAGCGAUUGACGACGAUCAUUACAAAGUAAACGACGAUCAAGAACCGAUUAUCGCAGUAACGACUACAAUAGAAAAUACGUACCAUCACUAUCCUCAAGUCAUCCUUCUAUCUGUGAAGAGAUAUCUACGCCCUACGCGCGAUUUUUUCCAGCGCAUGCUGGCGCCGGGCGCGCGCGUCACCGCCGACAUAUACGCGUAUAUGUUCCUAUGUGAUUUCUUCAACUUCCUCGUUGUUAUAUUUGGAUUUGCUGCUUUUGGUACGCAUCAAGGCGACGGCGGUGUUCAAGCGUACCUAGAAGAGAACAAAGUGCCCAUACCGUUUCUAGUGAUGCUGAUCCUCCAGUUCGGUCUCAUCGUGAUCGACCGCGCGCUGUACCUGCGCAAGUUCAUGCUCGGCAAGAUCUUGUUCCAGUACGCGCUCAUCAUUGGCGUACAUGUGUGGAUGUUCUUCGUACUGCCUUUUAUUACUGAGAGGACUUUCAACGCACUAUUGCCGCCGCCGAUGUGGUACAUGGUGAAGUGCGUGUACCUGCUGCUGUCGGCGUACCAGAUCCGCUGCGGCUACCCGCGCCGCAUUAUUGGCAACUUCCUCUGCAAGUCCUACCGCUUCCUAAACAUGGUGUGCUUCAGAGGGUUUAUGGCGGUGCCUUUCUUAUUUGAAUUACGAACUCUCAUGGACUGGAUCUGGACGGAUACGUCGAUGACACUCAUGGACUGGCUCAAGAUGGAAGACAUAUUUGCCAGCGUUUUCUUGCUAAAGUGUUCGCGAUACGUGGAAGACGAGUUUCCACAACCUCGCGGCGUCAAGAAGUCGGCCACGUCCAAGUACCUGCUGGGCGGCGGCGUGCUCACCUUCGUCAUCGCCAUUAUAUGGUUCCCGUUAGUUUUCUUCGCCUUUGGUAACUCUGUGGGACAACCUAAUCCUCCAACUGAUGUAACAGUCAAAAUUCGAAUCGGACCUUUCUUACCCGUGUACCAGAUGUCUGCGCAGUCGCAUAAUAUUGAUAGUUUCACGGAGCAGGACUACACGCAGCUGAGCAACCAGUACGCGCGCGACCGCACGGCGCAGACGUUCCUGUCCAACUACAUGUACAACGACGUGGCCGUGGUCACCAUCAACCCCAACUCCACCAUGAAGUGGCAGAUCUCGCCGCCCGAGCUCGCGCGCCUCGAGCGGGAGGCCGUCUCUAACGCGUCGCUGACGGUGAAGUUCACGUACGUGAUCACGCACCCGAGCAACAACGCGCAGAACCCGCCCACCAUCGAGAACAACCGCGAGGUGCCGCUGCCCGCGCGCCUCGGCGCCGCGCCCAACCCCGAGCGCCAGGCGCUGCUGCGGCUGCUCGCCAACACCUCCGCGCCGGACACUUGGUUGAACGUCAAAAUGCUAUUCCCUAAAUUCGUGAAAGUAUUUAACAAAGGAACAACAAAACCCGCAUAUCAAUUAAUGCCUCCAAUUUCUGCAACGGAGGACGACGACGCGCGCUACUACCGCGACGUGCAGCUGCGGCUGGAGCGCGAGGGCGACGCCGUGUACUGGCGCGUGCGCGAGGCCUGCCAGCCGCAUGAUUUCCUAGCUCCGAUACCAAUGAACAACUGCGACAUGCUCGUCAUGUACACGUUCAACGAUAAGCUCUUCCCGGAGACACUCAAUUUCAUCUCGGGAGGGGGUAUCAUCGGGUUGUACACUACGUUCGUGUUCCUGGCUUCGCGCGUAUUGCGCGGUUUCUUCUCCGGCAUCUAUACCAAGAUCAUGUUCGACGACUUGCCCAACGUGGACCGCGUGCUGCAGCUCUGCCUGGACAUUUACUUGGUUCGCGAGGCAUUGGAGCUAUCUCUAGAAGAAGAUUUGUUCGCAAAAUUAGUGUUCCUGUAUCGAUCGCCAGAGACAAUGAUCAAGUGGAGUCGGCCCAAGGAGGACGACGACCGCGAGCAGCGAGCGCUGCCGGCCCCGCAA